Meloidogyne enterolobii is the source of this 1773-nucleotide messenger RNA. Lineage: Eukaryota; Metazoa; Nematoda; Chromadorea; Rhabditida; Meloidogynidae. The record is from the annotation of a GenBank genome assembly.
AUGAUUUUAAGCUUGUACACAAUUACAACUAAAAUUGGACUAAGACGCGAUCUCGAACAGAAAUCUAGGUUGUCACAAGGAGAGAGAUUUUUAGGAUAUCAAUCUCGAUUCUCGCACACCCUCCUACUCUGGCAAUUUAUUUUUCUAAAUUUUAAUCAUUUUAAAGCCGUUGCCAAUUCCUUCUCCAACGUUACAACAAAAUCGUUAGGCCAGUCAAUGUCUGUAGAUAGCCGUCGAAUAGCUUGUGGAACAGCUAAACUAUUAACUUCAAAUUCCUCAUAUAGCAACGGAAGUUCUACUAACAGCACAGCAACAACGACAACAAGUAAAAAGAAACGUCCAAAUUUACAACAAAUAGCCUCUACCCAACAACAACAACAAAAUAAUUUAUUUAUAGCAACAGUUCCAGAACCUAAAUAUAUGAGGGAAAUGACUACGGCAAUAAUGAGGGUUGCCGCUUUUCAUUUAAUUUGCUGGCUACCGUUCUGUUUGAUUCAAUUAAUUCCAACACAGUUAUUUGAAUCUGUUCUCCCAAAUUUUGGUUUCGACACUCUCAAGUGGAGAACAACCUUUUCUCUCCGUAUUUUUGGUUCAAUUGAGGAUAACGAGAAUAGUCUAUCUUUGGAACAAAAAACUUCUGCUUGGCUGGCAUUUGGGGCCAAUUGGUUAUCUUAUGCAAAUUCUGCUGGGAAUUGGGUUUUAUAUGCCGCUUUGAAUAGAGAUUUGCGAUCUAUUAUUAAAGCCUGCUCAGAGCGUCGUCAAAAACGCAAUACAAUCCCCCCACAACAAAUCCAACAACAAAAUUCCCAAGCACCCCAUUCCUCGGGUUGUGGAAGUAUUCGAAUUAAAUGUAAUUCUGGAAGGUGUAAUAGAAACAAUUUAAAUAAUAUUAGUGGAGGAGGAAGGAAGGGAGCUUUUCAAGUCUUUCGCUUCUUUUAUUCUUUGAAUUCACAUCGAUCUUCAGCUUCGAUUGAGGGCGAUGGCAAUUCAACAGCCACAAUUUUGCCUGGUGCCCAAAAUUGUUGUGUUUGUAUAUGUGGAAAUAAUGCUCAACAACAUUUAUUAAGCAAUAUCAACGAGAAUAACACUAAAAAUACGUCAAAUAAUAAACAAAUUUGUUCUCCAAAAAAUAGCAAUAGUCUAUUACUUUUACGGGCGGGAACUUCUUGUUCUGCCUUGACUAUUUGUUGUGCUGAAUGUAAUUGUAAUUGUGGAGGCCCAACAAUUCGAAAACAUUCAGCCCAAUCAGCUAUCAGCAAUCUAUUUUUCGGCGGCGGAGAAAAAACCUCCAUAACAACAACCCUUUCAUCCGCCUCCACAUUAGCUACAACAGCUCGUCGUUCCCCACAAACAAAUAAUUUAUCAACGGGAGAGUUUGGAUGGAGGGAUGGUCGAGCCCAUACUUUUUGUGCCCCAAUAAGGGCUAUUCCCUCAACAAAUAAUUUAAUAACAAAUAAACCCUCUACAAAAAUCCCAACAACUUCCCACCUACGUUUUGCCCAACAAUUAAUUGCUGCAACAGUACAUGGGGUAGAGGAAAGGGAGAAUCAUGGGGCAAUACCCACAAAUAUUAUAAAACAAGGCAGAAGAGAAUCUGCAGCAGAAAAGAGAGAAUUAUUUGCACAAAUGAGGGGAAAUGUUAAAAACAACAAUAACAGCAACAGCAAUUCUUUAAUUAAAAAUACUAACGUUUAUUCUCCCCCAUUACCCCCGCCUCCUCCUAUUAGAAUUGGGGGACCGUCGUUUGAAGAAGAGGAAAAUGAUGGAAAUUAA